Molecule: messenger RNA, 282 nt
Organism: Dipodomys ordii (Ord's kangaroo rat)
Lineage: Eukaryota; Metazoa; Chordata; Mammalia; Rodentia; Heteromyidae
Gene: Scgb3a2
Product: secretoglobin, family 3A, member 2
Exons: 3
Coding region: 1-282 (93 amino acids)
Source: RefSeq, a predicted model, not a curated record
AUGAAGUUGCUAGCUGUCUUCUUAUUAGUGACCCUCAGCAUUUGUAGUUACUCGACUACUGCCUUCUUCCUCAAUAGUGUAUCCCAGACUGUGGACAAAGUGUUACCUUUACCUCUGGAAAGCAUUCUUCCCUUCCAGGAUCCAUUAAAGCUUCUUCUGAAGACCUUGGGCAUCUCGGUAGAGCACCUUGUGAGCGGACUAAAGAAGUGUGUAGAUGAGCUGGGCCCAGAGGCUUCAGAAGCUGUGAAGAAACUACUGGAGGCCCUGUCACACCUCGUGUGA